AUGGAUAAGGAUGGGAAUCUUUGUCAACGAGCCUCCGAUUCCAUUUCAGAGAGCCGCGAGACCAUUCUCUCUCCUAGGGUCAUGGGCGAAUUCCUCAGAGCAGUGGCAAUGUCGAGAGAAGCCCACGCAACACACAGUCCAUGUAAUGUUUCAAGGUACUCCACCUGA
Penicillium digitatum Pd1 is the source of this 168-nucleotide messenger RNA. Lineage: Eukaryota; Fungi; Ascomycota; Eurotiomycetes; Eurotiales; Aspergillaceae. The record is from RefSeq and is a predicted model, not a curated record.